CAGUCAAUUGAUCCAUUCAUAUCUUUGAUAAAUAUUCUGAUUAUUGUUUAGUGAACAGCUUGUAUCAUUUUCGGAGGUGUGCGUUGCUAUAAGAAACCUUCACUCGAAUUGGAAUCUUAGUUACUCGUAACCAUGUUUUUGCAACGAGAUCUUGGGACAUCUGUCCCAAUGCGUUUGUAUACAAUGAAAAAGCGUUAUUUCGUUGUUGUCACAGUUACAUUCUCCCUAAUUAUUGGAUGUUCUAUAAUUUUUGGUCUAGUUGGUCCCAAUGUUUCAAAUUCCGUUACUGUUUCCACUUUGAUUCGUCCAAGUAUAACUAGUUUAGAAGCUAGUGUAUGCGAGGUAGAUUCUCCAUCUCUUUCAGUUUUUCAUCGUGAGCUGUGGUUAUCUGCUAUAAUUAAUCGUGCGCCCUUAAAACAAAAUGCCAAAGUAUCAGUAAAUAUCAAUACUUCUAUUCAAGUACAGAUACCCCAUCUAGCUACUGCUGGGAGUAAAAUUGCAAUGUUUAAAUCAGAUCCGAAUUAUAAAACUUUUGUAGUCCAAAUGGGUCCAAUUCACAACCGGACUAUUCAAGUGAAUUGUCCCGAUACAAAAUGUGAUGAACUAUUCCUAUUUCAUCUUAUUCCAGUUGAUUUCACCAUUUAUAAAUUCCAUGUAACAUUCUAUCAUGAAUUAACUAAUAAUCAUUUAAAAUACGAAGAUUAUGAAGGCGAACAUUUAUUAUUUAAAAUAAUUAGUGUGGAUUUCAUUUUUCAAUAUUAUACUAUUCAAUUUACUUAUAUGGAAUUAAUAGUGAAGUUCAUACUUUUUGUUAUUUCAGAGGCAGUUACUAUUUGGUUUUAUAUUAAGAUGAAAAAAUUCAGUCUUAAUUAUUGGACAAUUGAACAGUGUUGUAUGGCUAUCUUAUUGCCUCUACUCAUACUUUAUAAUAAUCCUUUAUAUCCCCUUCAAUAUUUAACAACAAACUGGUUUCCAUCAUGUCUUGGUUAUCUGUUUCAAAUCACAUUUGUCGCUGUAUUAUUAUUAGUUUGGUUAUGUAUAUUCCAUGGUAUACGAAUUUCGAAAAGGACGUUUCAGAAAUUUUAUCUACCGAAAAUCUGUUUGAUUAGCAUAUUCUGGUUAAUCAUAUUCUUAUUAAUUACUUGGAAAGUUUAUGUGGAACAUCACGAACCAGUGUUUGAUAUUCUAGAAUAUACGGAUCUUCUUAUCUUUACUGUGGUUUUUAUUAGUCUAUUUGGUUUUAUCUAUGUGGUACUAUUCGCUGUGCUAUUCAUUCGAGCCUGUCAUAAAUUAAGAAAAUUACCAUAUUUUAACUUGCGUUUAUAUUUUCUAACAUUCCAAUCAAUAAUCUUCAUUAUCGUCUUAGGAUUUGCAUGUCUAUUACACUUUAAUGAGAGAUUAUUAUCUCAAUCCAUGAAUUAUGUCCGUAAUGUUAAGGGUAAUAUCAGUAAAAUGACUGUACAACAGCAGGAUUCUCAAAAUUACAUAGGAUUACAACAUCGAUUUAAUGAUAUACUCGGUUAUCAUUCAACACUUGAAUUCUCAUUGAUACAAUUCACUAUUAAUUCAUACAUAAUUCUAUUGGCAUUUGUUUACUCUCCACCAAAUAAUACACAAAUAGAAAUGGAUGUAAAGGAUAAUCCAUCGUUAUCAAUGAUAAAUGAUUCUGACGAAGAUGUAAUUUAUGAAUCAGAUACUGAAACAAAGACAUUUUUAUUCUCCCAACGUAUGCACUAACAAUGAUAAUGAUGUAACAUAUCUGUUUAUAUGUGAACAAUUCGUGUAUCCGAAUCAGCAGUGUAUUUCUAUGAUUAAUUCGUUUCGUGUUUGCAUUUAAAUAAACCAGUGAAAAUCAUGAAGGUGCUUCCUUUUUACACACACAUACCAUUGGAUUUUAUCGUGCGGAUUUCAUAUAGGUUGUUUUUUUUAGAUCUUCACUUAAAAUUCCCCGGCUAUUUUUUCUUGUUUUUAACUAAAUCAUUCAUUGUAUAUGCAUGUUUGUGUGUGUGUGCUAUGAUGUGGUGUAUUUAAAGCGUUCACCUUCCAAUCAUUACUUUACAGUUUCCAACUCUUCCAAAUCUGUAAAAUGUACACUAUCGGUUAACGAUCAGAAUCCAUUAGAUCAAACGAAAUCUAUUAUUAGAUUAAAACCUUGACAGCAUUAACAGAGCUUCAAUUUGAUUAUUGAAUUAUAAUAUUCAUGUAAGAAUAUCCCUACAUUAUUAUUAUUAUUAUUAUUGUUUGUACAGAUUAUCUAUGGCUGUUGUUUGUUUUUGUUUACUCAUUAAAUUAUUUGGGAUUUCAGUAGUUUACAUUCAAACAAUCAUUAAUGAACUGUGAUAUAUCUUUAUUCGUAUAUUCAUGUUGAUUUUAUGUAGUUUGUUUAUUUUCAGUAGCUUUUUGCAUUCUAUAUUGUACCAAAAUAUAAUAUUGAAUAAAGCCAUUAAUAAUAAUAAUAAUAAUAA
Messenger RNA from Schistosoma intercalatum, 2465 nucleotides. The record is from the annotation of a GenBank genome assembly. Lineage: Eukaryota; Metazoa; Platyhelminthes; Trematoda; Strigeidida; Schistosomatidae.